AUGCCCAAGGCGGGCUCGUCACGCCGCGCGCCGACUCGCGAGCCAUCCAGCGAAGACGAGCUGGCAGACGACCCUUCGCUCCAGCCCGCACCGCCUGCGAGUCCCUUGCGCGCCGCUGUCAGCAAGGGGAAGAAGCGAGGUCCCGACGCCAAGGCAGUCGCUCCCGCACCGCCCGGCAGUCGCGCUACGAAGCCUUCCCUGACUCGCAGGACAAGUGCGCAGAAGCCGCAGCCUACGCGAAGGCGCAGCACGGCCGAGGACGCGGGACCUUCGACUGCCCUAGCUGCUCUCGAGCGCUUCCGUUUCAAGGGUGCGGCAGUCGCGAAACUCGACCCGAAUACGAUGAGCGAUCCUUCUUCGCCGGGUCCGAGCGGACCGAGCAAGACUGCGCGUCCGCCGAAGCGUCUCGACGAUGCCGCCGUUUCCGACCCCUCGCCUGCUCUCGAGCUUCGCCGCAAGCGCUCCUCGACUACCGCAUCGCUUCCUGACGAGUCGAAGGAGAAUUUCACGACCAAGCGCCGUCGGACCGAGCCGGUCUUUGUGAUUCCUGACUUUGACGAGGACGGAAACCCUGUCGAGAUUGAGCGGGAGACGUCUCUCUCGCCAGCUGCUUCCGCAUCGACACCCGCCAAGCCUUCCGCUGCUCUCUACGAUGCGGACGCCCGCCAACUUCAGUCGUCCCCUCCACGUCCGCAGACCAGCACUUUGAAGCAGCCGACCGACGGACAACCUCGUGCUCUUUCCGCACAGACCUCGCCGCUCCGCCAGCUUCCGUCGUCCAUCGAGCUCCCUACGCAACUUGCGAUUCGCCUGAUGCGCCAGCCAGAUAAGGCUGAGCACGCUCACCCAGCUUCCGAGCCUGCCGAAGUGGGCGUCCGUCCUCCGCCCUCUUCCGCCAGCGCGCAUCUUACGAACGAGCAAAAGCAGGCGGUUGACGAGAUGAUGGCUGACCUCGAAGGGAUGGAUGCGGACGCGUUUCAGGAGCUUGAGGAGACACAGGAGCGCGAAGAGUUCGCUGGAGAAGCCGGUGAAGCGGGUCGCGAGGAUGCGGGCGAGGAUCCCGACAAGACUCUAGUCGACCCUCCUCUCGCCGAAAUCGACGCUCUCGUCAGGCCCGACAAGCUCGCCGAGCCCGCCUUAGCACAAAGUAUCACCCAGCCUACUGAGAGGGCGGACCGCACCAAGGGCGCGCCCGAUGUGACGACCGCUCACGCCCAAGCCGCCGACACCGCUUCUUCCGCCUCGCCUACGCGCCGCCUUCAAGUCGGCGCCGAUCCUCGCUCGCCUGUCCCCGUAGCUCGGGACUUCUCUCCCAGUCGACUGCCUACCUCUCCGGCUCAAGCCCGCCUAGCCAGCCCGCAACCCCUCCAUCGUCCAAUUAAUCCCCCUCGCCCGCCUCCAGCCUACCGCCUCGUCCCGCUCAGCAUCGACGGCCUCGUCUCCCAUCUCCGCGAAGUCGUCUCCGCCUCAUCCCGAUCCAGCACGAAAGGCGGCUUGUUCGAGGUCGAAUACCUGCGCGGCGAAGUCAGCCGUCUCAUUGAACAGCUCGAGGAGCGCGACGAGGUGAUCAAGUCGCUUGCGGAGCAAGUCAGGGACGCCGAGCGCGACGCUGCAGAGCGGAACGAGCGCGAGGAGGCGUGGGAGGAGGAGAGGCAGGCGUUCGAGAGGAAGGUCGACGUCUUGCGUGAGGUCAGACGCGGUCUGCUCGGGCAGGUUAAGGAGCUUGAGGGGCGAGUGGAAGAGCUGGAGAGGGCGUUGGCAUCGACGAAUCAGGCGGAGGACGGAGGAGGAGGCGGCGCGGCAGACGAGCGGGACGAGAACUUGUCUGCGGGAGAGCCAGAAGGUCACGAGUCGGCGGAUGCGGGUACGGAGACGACGGCGCCUGCGUCGUAG
Messenger RNA from Rhodotorula toruloides NP11, 1893 nucleotides. RefSeq lists its product as uncharacterized. The coding region runs from base 1 to 1893 and encodes 630 amino acids. Lineage: Eukaryota; Fungi; Basidiomycota; Microbotryomycetes; Sporidiobolales; Sporidiobolaceae. The transcript is spliced from 2 exons. The record is from RefSeq and is a predicted model, not a curated record.